Molecule: messenger RNA, 744 nt
Organism: Daphnia carinata
Lineage: Eukaryota; Metazoa; Arthropoda; Branchiopoda; Diplostraca; Daphniidae
Exons: 5
Coding region: 183-524 (113 amino acids)
Source: RefSeq, a predicted model, not a curated record
UUCCGAAUUUUUGUUUGGACAUUUUUGAUUUUUGCUUUCAAGGUAGCGAUAUUUUUCGUUGAUAUCGAAUAUAUUCCGGAAGAUAUCAAGGAUAAAAAUAUUCAGCAUUAUAUCGUUAACAGUUGUUCCAGCGGAAGGACUUCCGGAUCGAGGGAAAGGAUUUUUACAACGCAAUUUUCACAAUGCAUCUCUUCUUCUACAUGAUCUACGUGACGACAAUGCUGGCCAUCGUUUCAGGAGCCAGAAUGAGAGGAGACGCUGGUUGUGGCGUCUUUGGACAUUCAUGUCUCGGUGGACAUGGCAAACGAGCUGUCGAUUUGAAACCAAUCAUCGACGAUCCGUCCACUCGAAUUUGGCCUAAUGCUGUUGGACAGCUCGCAUCAUCUGGAGCUGUAACUCCCAUUCAAGAGCGAUUAAACACGAAACCGCUUCAAGCUUUAGAACUGGAAUCGGUUUUGGUAUUCAAUGACAUCCCACGAGGCGCUGAACAUUCCAGGUAUUUGAGCCAAGAAGAUUAUAACUGAUCCGGAUCGCCUUUUUUCAUUUUGGCCGACACCUUUCUCGCUCCCCCCUUCUCCAAAGAAAUCCAGUCAACCAUGUUUUUCCGUUGUAAAGGUCAUUGUAAGGAAGCAAAACUAAGAGAGAAAUGCACAGGGUCGAUCGGUCAUAACGGGCGUUAAUCGACCGGCAAACUUGUCAGUACGAGAAAGUUAUGGAGAAAAAAAAGAAAACGGACACAAUGAC